ACCCUUUGUGAAUAGUGAUAACAACAAGAGGUGGUUGUAGUUUUGGUUUAUGGUUUCAGAAUUUAGAAAGUAGAAGCGUUUGUUUCACAGUUAUUUUGUAUUAGUUUUAAGAAUUGAGCAGUGAAUAUAUUAUGUAAUGAUUUUUCUCUUGUUGACCAUGUUCAAUUUGUUUCUUCAAAAGACGAAGAAAAUGAUAGAAAAUAGGACACUGGACCAAAAUGCUCUCUCAUUUCAUCGAAAAAAUGUUAACGAAAACAAAAGUAACGUCACUCCACUCGAAGAAUUAGUUUAUGACAUCAUCAAGACCAUUAAAGAUCCAGAAAAACCUGCAACAUUGGAAGAUCUAGAAGUGGUUCAUGAAGAAGAUAUCUAUGUGACUGAAACACCAACGCAAAGCACCCGACUGAUUCGAAUAGAGUUCACUCCUACUGUACCUCACUGCAGUUUGGCUACGUUGAUUGGAUUAUGUAUACGAGUAAAAUUAGAAAAAAACCUGGCUGAAAGAUAUAAGUUGGAUAUCUAUGUUAAGAAAGGCACGCAUUCGACAGAAGAUGAAAUUAAUAAACAAGUCAACGAUAAGGAAAGAGUUGCAGCUGCCAUGGAAAAUCCCAAUUUACUGAAAAUCGUUGAAAAUUGUAUCGAAGAAAAAGAGUAAUUUGUUAUAUGUACCUAAUGAGUGUCAUUUUCAUUUGUGAUAAUGAUAAACCAUUGUAAUUAAUUUUUGUAAUAACUUAUACCUGGUUAUAUCAUUUAAAAUACGUUGUUGACUUUUAUCUAUUGUUUUUUCUAAACUGAAAUCAAGUUAUUUUCAACUUGAAAAUUUGUAUUCAAUUUUAAUUUUUGAAUUUUGAUGAGUAAGUGCAUACCCACCUAUAUUGUGCAAUUAUGUGUUUUUUUUUUCAUUAUUUAUUUGUAGAAUGAAAAUUGGUCCAUCCUCAUUUUGAAAAAAUAUAAAUUUUCAGUAACUUUCUGGAAGUUUUUGCAAGUUUUCAAAAUUGAAAAUAUAAAUUACGGUAAUAGAAAUUUAUCAUCCCUAUUCGAUGUUUUCUUUUUUUUUUUUUUGUGUGUUAACUGUGAAGAUAGGUAGUUUUUUGUUUUCAAUUUUUCAUGACUGUGUAAAGCCUUCAAGUCUGUAAUGUGAAUGGAAUCAAAAGAAAAAUUAUAAUUUCAUUGACGAAAA
This is a messenger RNA of Planococcus citri (citrus mealybug), 1180 nucleotides long. Its product is annotated as MIP18 family protein galla-1-like. Lineage: Eukaryota; Metazoa; Arthropoda; Insecta; Hemiptera; Pseudococcidae. The coding region runs from base 137 to 655 and encodes 172 amino acids. The record is from RefSeq and is a predicted model, not a curated record. The transcript has 4 exons.